UACACACAGUCCGAGGACCCGACGCAUCAACACGAGAUUGUAGACAGAACAAUUUAUUUUCAUAUGUGUUGAUCAUUUUUUGCAAGGGGCAACCUUUUAACGCUAGACACCGAGUGUGUGUUUGAUGUUAUAUAAACCUACCACUGCAUAAGCCAAUACUUUUCCCCUUUGACCGCAGUGUAGACUGCAGAGAUGAAGUCCAAGAAGAAGAAGAGACAGGAUGACUUCCAGAAAGUUAAGUUAAAGGUGGGAAAGACGAAGCCCAAAGCUGAUAAUGCCACCAACACCAACUUCCGCUCAAAGGGAAUCCAUCUAACUGAACAGCUAAAGAGAGACACGAGUGGCCCAACCACACACAGACAGCUUGGUUUAAAUGACCUCAUGUCACAACUCCACCAUUACAGUGCCAAUAUCAAACAUAGUGCCUUGCUGGGUCUGAAAGAGUUGCUGUCCCUUAAUCCAUCUCUGUUAGAGCAGCAACUCUCUCGCCUGGUUUCUGAAGUUGCAGCUGUUUUCACAGACAAGGAUGGCAAUGUUCGUUUGGCAGCUACACGUGUGCUCAGGUUCAUUGCACAGUCUGUGCCUGCAGAACGAGUGGCUCCUUUUUCCCCCGUCCUCAGUGCCCAUCUCUCUUGUGCGAUGACCCACAUCGAGAUAAGCAUCCAGGAGGACGCCAUGAAGAUCCUUGAUGUGUUGCUGGAACACUACCCUGCUCUGCUAGCAGCAAGGCCUGCCGUUCUCCUCACUAACUUCCUCGAGUUGAUCUCUCACAGACAAGGCAGUGGAGGUUCCAAAAAAGCCCAGGACCCUAAGGCGCGGAACUGGACACUGUCAGUCAACCCUAACAGGACUGUGACUAGUCAGCAGUGGCGGCUCACUGUGCUCCUUAGGCUUGGGCGCUUUCUGCAGGCAGUAGUUGAGGAAAGACCAGUGGAGGAAAGUGAUAUUUUUAGUCCAACUGAAGGAGUAUUUGGCUCCAGUGGAGAGGGCCGGCUAAUGCCUCUGAAUCUCAACUGGGAAGAGCUCACCUACAGCAAGGUCGGGGUGAAGGUGUAUGAGCACUCUGGUGCCAAACCAACUCCACGGUCCACCUUUAGACUCAGACCAGAGGUUGACACUGGACCCGCUGUGGGGGAGGAUUUGGACUCAGCUGAGGCUGUUCAGAGCUUUGCAGCCACACUGGUGCCUCUCCUGCUUGAGGUGUGGGUGGAAGCCAGCACCAGUGACUCUCCGUGGAACAACUCUGAGGGCGCUCACAUGCUCAGCCCUGAUGCCAUGUCAGUAAUGUUCCAGGUGUUAUCUAUCCUGCAGCUGCUGAGGAAACUGGCACCACAGCAGGAGCACCAGGAUGCAUUGGAUGCAUGGUUUUAUAAAGAAUACCUGGGAGAUUUUAAGCAGCACUUCAUGAAGAACUUUCCCUAUGAUGUUCGGGACACACCCAGACAUAGAAAGAAGGUGGAUCUCAAAAGGAGUAAGCAGACUGCAGUCGUCCCGGGGUUGACGGUGGAGCCUCUGGCCCUUAACAUCACACUUUGCCAAGUCAUGGUGUCCCUCAGCCAGAGACAAGGACUCGGGCGAGAGACAGACGGAGACUGGCUGACGCCUCUGAGGACGUUUGUCCGAGACACUCUGGGCAGCGGAGUGAAACUGAGCUACAGGCAGCUGCACAUGCUGCUGGGCACUGUGUGGAAGAUGGUGCUCACACAGAGGAGCAAAACAGUGACAGAUGACCUGUUGGCAGCAGUGUACGUUUACUAUAAGCAGAGGAACCUGACUCUACAGACCCGCUCUCUGCUGCUGUCUUUCUACAGCAAGCUCUACCUGCAAGAGCAAGGACACACACACAUAGCAAGGAGUAAGGUGCUGUGUCGUUGGUUGGCCUCUCUUCCUGUGCAGUUGUCCCAGCUGGGCCACCGUAACCCCGCUCUCUCUGAACGACUCAUCCUGUCCAUCCAGGCUGCCGCUUCUCGAAAACACAAAGACCUGCUCAAGAGUCUGCUCACAAACGCCUGCAAGCUCUACGACCCACAGGAAGGAGUUGUGGUGCUGUUACCAGCAGAGUCCCAGCAGCGGAUGGUGCAGCUCCUCUACUUUCUCCCCAAGAUGUCCCAGUCUCUUCUGGCCAAUCUGAGCUGCUGCUGCACCACCGGGCGAAUCUCUGCCGGCCUCGCUGCCUCUCUCAUUCGUAUUGUACACUUUAGAUCAUCCCUGAGUGGCUGGUCGGUUGGCAGCCAGGAAGCGGCUCUGGAGGACGUGAACUACAUCAGCUUCUUGUUCUCCACCCUGACGGGCUUCUCGACGGAGAAGCUUGCCGCCCUGCAGGAGGCUGACGACGAGAGCAUCCUGCCUCCCUCCCCUCUCUCACCCCUCAGCCUGUACACCACCCCGAUGGAGCAGUUCACACACCACUGGGAUGUUGUUGAGGAAGUCUGCCACUGUCUGGAAACUCUGGGUUCAAAGUCUCAGUGCUUUGACAUCGUACAAAAUGGCAUCUGCAAAUACCUGAUCAAGUUGGGGGUGGUGCCUGACAGUAUGGCGGCCGGGCUGCUCAGAGCUGUAUCCAGAUUACUGGACCUGUCCGUCCUCCCCAUUGAGCCCGUGCUGCGCUUCCUGUCUCAGUGCUGCCUCAGCCUGAUGGCUCUGCUCAUCUCCCUGGAGCAGGAGCUACCUGCCGAAACCAACCACAAACGGGAGGCAAUAUGGGGUGCUUGUGUGUCAGCGUUGAGCAGCGUUCCUCGCCUGCUGAGAAUGGUUCUGCAGUUGAUGCAUGUUGGAGAUCUGAGCGAGGAGGAGCUGCCACAGCUCGGACAGAUCCUGUCCAUGCUGCUGCAGCACACACCCAUCCACAACCAGCUGCUGGCUAACGCUGCCCUGCUGCAGGACAUCAUACAGCAGCUCACGAGGUAUUCCCGGGGUGCGACCAGGGAGCAGUGGCUGACCGACUUGCUCUACUGUUACAGUGUCACCGUGGCUCACGGCUCCUCCGCUCGCCGUGGAAGCCUGGGCCUUCGAGACAUGUACUGACCGACCAGCACCCGGUGUGUUGCUCAGUACACCCUCUCAAACAUCUUACAAUGACUCAAAAAUCUUACAAUGACUCAAAACACUCGCAGAGCACAAAUGUGACAAGUACAUACAACAAAACCUACAGUCAGAGAUACAGUGGAGUGACAUGUUUUUGUAUUUUGAGUGAAAAUGAAUACUCCACAUUCAACCUCUAUUUUUGUUUUCUGAGUGUGCUUCUUUGAUUGCUUCAUUCUUAGACUGGUAAUUGUUUGUCAUUCUUUGCCUCUUUGGAGUACUUUUGCCGGAUGUUAUCCAGGGCUUACUGGGGCACCUGGCCUCUUUUGAUACAAAAAAAAAGCUCUACUAAAAAGGGAGCAAAUAAAGGUAAAUCCAUUGGGCUACCUUCUGU
Molecule: messenger RNA, 3415 nt
Organism: Trematomus bernacchii (emerald rockcod)
Lineage: Eukaryota; Metazoa; Chordata; Actinopteri; Perciformes; Nototheniidae
Gene: tex10
Product: testis expressed 10
Exons: 16
Coding region: 193-3024 (943 amino acids)
Cellular component (GO): MLL1 complex; nucleus
Source: RefSeq, a predicted model, not a curated record